This is a messenger RNA of Contarinia nasturtii (swede midge), 651 nucleotides long. It is a transcript of the gene Rpb11, whose product is annotated as DNA-directed RNA polymerase II subunit RPB11. Gene Ontology annotation, molecular function: DNA binding; protein dimerization activity. Gene Ontology annotation, biological process: transcription by RNA polymerase II. Gene Ontology annotation, cellular component: RNA polymerase II, core complex. NCBI's taxonomy places the organism in Eukaryota, Metazoa, Arthropoda, Insecta, Diptera, Cecidomyiidae. The transcript has a single exon. The record is from RefSeq and is a predicted model, not a curated record. Bases 130 to 483 code for a protein of 117 amino acids.
UGACAAGUUAUUUCGCGUCAGUGUACACAACGAGUUUUGGUCGCACGCAAUAAACAUAUCCGAACGAAAUUCCGAAAAUUUGAACGUAUUUUUGUGUAAAAAAGUGAAUAUUCACGUGAAAAUCGCAAAAUGAAUGCGCCACCAACCUUUGAAUCGUUUUUAUUGCAUGAGGGAGAGAAGAAAAUCGUCAAGGAGCUCGAUACAAAAGUACCAAAUGCCGCAAUUUUCACCGUAAACAAAGAGGACCACACAUUGGGCAACAUGAUUCGCAAUCAAUUGUUGAAAGAUCCACAUGUUUUGUUUGCCGGCUACAAAAACCCGCAUCCAUUGGAACAUAAAUUUGUGCUUCGCAUCCAGACAACGUCCGAUUACUCACCACAAGAAGCUUUCAUGAAUGCCAUUACCGAUAUCAUUUCCGAACUGUCGCUGUUCGAAGAACGUUUCAAGGAAGCACUCAAAGAGAAGAAGGAAGGAGGCGACUAAAUUUGAUCAACGCUUUCUUUUACAAAAAAAAUGUCCAUUGGAUAAGCCAACAUCUCUUAAACAAACAUAAAAUGCAGAUGCUAUAUGGUGUAUUAACAAUAGAUAUAAGAAUAAGAAUAAAAAGUAAAAAAUCAAUAUUUUCAGUUCCAAAAUAAACAUUAAUAAAUC